Prorocentrum cordatum is the source of this 648-nucleotide messenger RNA. The record is from the annotation of a GenBank genome assembly. NCBI's taxonomy places the organism in Eukaryota, Dinophyceae, Prorocentrales, Prorocentraceae.
AUGCAGGUCGCCGAGCCCCCGGGCGCGACGCCCGGCUCCACGCACCGCUUGAGGCUGGCGCCGCCGCCGGAGUUCCGCGUGGGCGUGCCGCGGGGCGCCGCGGCGGGCAGCGAGCUGACGUUCACGAGGCCGGACGGCCUCGAGAUCUGCGUGCCCGUGCCGCCCGGCCUCAAGGCCGGGGACGCCUUCGAGGUGCCGCCGCCCUGCCUCAUGGUGCGGGUGCCCGAGGGCGCCGCGCCGGGGGACACGGUCGCGUUCCGCGGCGGCCCCGGCGCGGGCGAGGCGGGCGAGGAGGGCGGCUGGUGCCGAGCGAAGGUCCCCGAGGGGGUGCUGCCCGGCGGCUAUUUCUCGGCGCGGCUCCCGCCGCCAGACGACGCCUCGAAGAAGCCGGUGGUGGGCAAGGUGGUGGGCAAGCCCACUGCCCGGGCGGAGGCGCCCGAGUGGACGGAGGUGCCGGACCCCAAGACUGGCAAGGCGUACUACUGGAACAAGGCCACGGGCGAGACCUCGUGGACGAGGCCGCCGACGGCGCAGGAGAUGGAGCGCGCGGUGCGCGAGCGGAUCCAGGCGCUCGAGAAGCAGCACGCGGGCGCGCCGCAGAAGGCCGGGGCGCCCGGCUCGCAGGCGCGGCGCCGUGCCAAGAAGUAG